Ceratosolen solmsi marchali is the source of this 2212-nucleotide messenger RNA. RefSeq lists its product as uncharacterized. The transcript has 3 exons. NCBI's taxonomy places the organism in Eukaryota, Metazoa, Arthropoda, Insecta, Hymenoptera, Agaonidae. Bases 81 to 2084 code for a protein of 667 amino acids. The record is from RefSeq and is a predicted model, not a curated record.
AAGUUUAAGUCCACGUUUUCCCGCGACUAGGAAACCCCAAAGGCGCACGCGAGCCCCAGCGGGCUUCACUGCCGUUCAUCAUGAGGAUUCGCCCUGGAUGCGCGGCCGCGCUAGCGUUGCUACUGCAGGUCGCACUUGUGGCGAGCAAAGCAUUGGACCAGAAGCAGCUGCUGCAGCCGCAGUCACAGCAGCAGAUCCCCUACAGUGCACAAACUAUCGAAAAACGUGUCGGAUAUGGGGGUGAAGGUGGUUUCGGGGGAGGCGAUGGAUUUGGAGGUGGCAACCACCAUGGAAACGUCGGAGGUUUCGGAGGAGGUGAUUACGGUGGAAAUGGAAAUGUUGCCGGUAGUGGGGGCUACACUGACGGUGGCCAUAAUGCCGCUGCUGACAGCUACGGAGGCGCUGGGAAUAUUGGUCACGGCAGUGCAUUCAAUGACUUUGGAAGCGCUAAUUUCGCUGGCAAUAAUUUCGGCGGCGACAAUCACCAUGGAGGAAACAAUGGUUAUGGAGAUGGACAUCAACACGGGGGCAACGAAGGUUUUGCAGGCAAUAGUUACGGUGGCGGUGGGAGUGAUGGCCAUGGCGGUGUAAUCAGUGACAUUGGAGCUGGCGGUUUCAGUGGUGGUAAUCAGCAUGGAGGCGCCGGUUUCGGUGGCGUUGAUCAGCAUGGAGGCAGCGGUUUCGGUGGCGGUGAUCACCAUGGAGGCGGCGGUUUCGGUGAUGGCGAUCAUCACGGGGGCGGUGAUAUCGGAGGAGGCAUCAAUCACGGAGAUGGUGGAUAUGGGAAUGAGCAUGGAGGUGCUGGUAUAAAUAAUUUUAACGGAGGUAGCAAUCAUGGAGGUAACGGAGCUGACUACGUAAGUGGAGAUGCAGGAAGUUACGGAGGCCACGGGGAUCACGAUGAUCAUCAUCACGAUAAAGGAUAUUGGAAGAAGAAGUUGAUUUGGAAACCUGGCUGGAAGAAAGUUUGGAAACCUGCUCAAAAACAAAUCUGGAAGCCAGCGUGGAAAAAAAUCUAUAAACCCGAAUGGCAUCCUACUAAGAAAGCUGUAUGGCGAGACAUUCAAGUACCAGCCUGGAAGAAGGUUUGGAAGCCAGUGUGGAAAGAAAUUCAAGUGCCAGCCUGGAAAGAAAUUAAAGUCCCAGCUUGGAAAAAAGUAUAUAAACCAAUCUGGGUACCGAUAAAAGUACCUGCUUGGAAAGAAAUACAGGUUCCCGAUUGGAAAAAAGUCUAUAAGCCAAUAUGGGUGCCUAUUAAGGUUCCGGCUUGGAAAGACAUUCAAGUACCAGCGUGGAAGAAGACUUGGAUUCCAGAAUGGAUAAAAGUUGGAAUACCAGGUGAAAAACAUCUUGGUACCGAUUCCCAUGGAUGGCAAUAUACUAGCCAUGACCUUUGGAAAAAGAAAUUAAUCUGGAAACCUUUGUGGAAGAAGAUAUGGAAGCCAGCGAAAAAGCAGAUUUGGGUGGAAGACAAGAAACUCGAAUGGAAGGAAGAGUGGAAGCAAAUAUGGAAACCUGCGAAGAAGCAAAUCUGGGUAGAGGAUAAAAAAUUGGCCUGGAAGGAGGAAUGGAAACAAAUUUGGAAGCCCGGUAAGAAGCAAAUUUGGGUGUCGGAUAAGAAACUCGAAUGGAAGGAAGAUUGGAAGCAAAUUUGGAAAACAGAACAAAAGCAGGAGUGGAUAGAGGAUAAAAAAUUAGUUUGGAAAGAAUCUUGGAAACAGAUAUGGGUACCGGGGUGGAAGGAAAUUUGGGUUCCAGAUUGGAAAAAGAUUUGGAAGCCAGUUUGGAUAUCCGAGUGGUUCCCAGCCGAAGACCAUCACGAUCAUGGCUGGAAAGAUCGAAAGGACACGGUAUCGAAGCAAACACCGGUACAGCAAAUUAAUCAGCAAUCAGUACAGCUACAAAAACCACAGCAGCAAAUCAGCGCUAAUCCAAUUAGGUGGGACAGAUCGUUUCAAAUGACGCAAUCACUAACUGCAGCACCAGCUUCUCAAUUAUCGUCAAUCACGCAAGAUCUUGUACCACCACCGCUAGUUCAAUUAGCGGAACAAAAAAAACAGAGCGUCAGCUUUCCCAGUCGCUGAAAAAUCUGUUGAAUUUUUCUUUAAAGAAUAUUAAGAGAAAUAGAAUGACAACCUGUACAAAAUUGAGAUAUAUUCUCUAAUGAGAUAUAUUAUUUACGCUGUAUUAUAAUAAGCCACUGUACAUAUUA